AGGGAAAAAACGUCAAAAAUGUUUUUAUCUUCCCUCAUUGAAGAAAUUUUAAUACAGAUCAAAUUUUUGGCUUCUAAAGCUAUUCUAAAUUAUGUAGGGUGUCAAUUAGCGAAAAUAGUAAUCGUAAAUCUUAAAAAUAUCAACGUAAUAAGCUGAAACCAGGUACAUAACUACAACAAUGGAUGAUUUUUCGACGGCCAACCACACUGACUACCAGUGGCCAUUUCCAAAACCUAUCGUCGGCAAACCAUGCGAGCCUCCCAGCCCUUCGGCAGCGCCGACCAUCCGCCCGGCUCCGGUGGCUCCGUACUGCCACUGCGACGCCCACUCCUACUCCCCAAGAGUGGAGCAGUACAAACAACUGCUGGAGAAGGAGCAGAAACUGUGCCAGGACUAUGAGCAGUUGAGGAGACAGAUGGUGGAUGUUACCAAUGACAUACUGGACCACCCAUGCGACGACUUGGACAGCAAAAUGAUCACAAUGUAUCAAGCCACGUACAAAAAGAGAUCCUUCCCAGUGAGCGAUUACAGAACCAUAAUCGCAGCGUCACAAUCCAGCGCGCCCAUUCCCAUGGAGAGCAACAAAUUAGGCGUACUCCGAUGCUACAAGGACCCGACUCACUUCACGGAAAACCCUCCAGUGGUCAGGCCGACCAUCAACCCUCCAGCAGUGGUUCACACAGGUGUCGCCCCCAAGUCGAUCCAGACGUGGUUCACGGAGUUCCCUGGCAGGACAGAGUACAUGGAUCGGUACAGCGCGUCGGCCAAAGCUUGCUGGCGCUCCAUGCAAAGGUUCAGAGAACCGAUGCCCUCGACCCGUCGCAGGGCUGACGACACGUGUGUGUAGUUUAACCAGUUUAGGCAAUAUACUGUGUUUGUUAAGUUUCAAUGAAUAAAUAAGGGAAGAUA
Molecule: messenger RNA, 909 nt
Organism: Ostrinia nubilalis (European corn borer)
Lineage: Eukaryota; Metazoa; Arthropoda; Insecta; Lepidoptera; Crambidae
Exons: 5
Coding region: 179-847 (222 amino acids)
Source: RefSeq, a predicted model, not a curated record